Meleagris gallopavo (turkey) is the source of this 6095-nucleotide messenger RNA. The record is from RefSeq and is a predicted model, not a curated record. NCBI's taxonomy places the organism in Eukaryota, Metazoa, Chordata, Aves, Galliformes, Phasianidae.
GAUGGUACGUCUUGAUGGAACAGGUCUUCCUUCAAUUCUACAGCAGUGGAAAGACAAACCGAACUAGUGGAAAGGAAACAAACAUCAUUAAGGAUAUUUUGUAUUCUACACAUGCAGUAUUUCAAAGUACAUUACCUAUUCAAAAGUCCAGUAGGAAUUAAGAACGCCACAGUUCCACUCUCCCAAUGUCAGGGAGUUAAAACCUUAAGGUGAAAGAGACCAAGUAAACAUUAUGCAACUAACUUGAUAAUCCUACUGAACUGGUCAAGGCAUGUCAAUUUUUACUUUCCUUGGGUACAGAAGAUGAGUCAGUUUAAACUGGAACUUCACCUGUUGUACUAUUAACUGCAAUCUGUUCUGUCUGGUUAAUAGCUCCCAGUAGUAAUUAGACCAAUUGUCAAGGCCAACAGAGAGACACUCACACUGCACAUACUCACUUGUGCCCAGGGUCCAAGAGCUACAUGGAAAUCUUUGUACCUCCCAGCUCCUCUCCUCAGCUGUUUCUUCUCAUUGUGUUCCUACAUCCGUGCACAGUGUAUGAUCUUGAGUGUCAAAUGGGAAAACUGGUCACAGGAAAUCAUUAUCAAGACAGAAGAACUGACAGUGAAAGUUGAGACUAAAACCACAAGGUCACCCUCAAAUACACAGCUGUUUAGCAAGUAUGAUAGUACUUGACAGAAAUUCAAUUUCACUUUUAAGAAAGUUGUCAACAAAAUUUUAAGCACUGCCACUUUUGCUAAACAGCUCUGUUUGCAACAAGAAGACAGAAACCAGUUACAGGGAUUGGUUUCUUUUGCACAUAAUACACAUGCAAAAUACAUGUUGUUCCUUUUGCUGUGUAUACUAGGCAGUGGCAGCCAGUGAAACAGUGAACCUCAAAUGCCAUUUGGAACAUGAAAUAUCAGACUGCACAGGGAAGGACACAAUCUCUGUCUGAAGAAUGAUAGGUACAGACAACACUCAUCUGCACUGGCUUAUCUAAAUUAUAAAUAACUGUAUGAAUGUAAGAGCUUUAAAACUGCUUCAGUCUGCCAAAGAAAAAAGUGCCAGACUCUCAGAGUCUGUAUUCAGCAUAUUGCAUUUAUCCUAGUUAAUUUAACCACAAAACCAAAGGCAGAUACUGAUACGCCGUUUCACAUGAUCUGUUCUUGCUAGAUAGGAUCAUCCACUGCAGAGACCCAACACUGUCAUUCUUUUUACGUACACCUAAUCAGCAAAGCUGAGCCCUGUGCUGUCAGGUUAGCAUGCUGAAGGUACUUAAGUUAUCUGGGAUAAAUAUAGUUCAGUUAUCUCUAAACUACAUGGCAAGUACAGCAAACAUACCUGAGGAACCCCACUACUUACUGACUUCUUCUGUUUUUGACCCUAAUCUGUUGCUGAAAGCAAUUACCAAAUUCCCUCAUGAUUAAAAACUUUGCAAUUUCUUUCUUGCCUUCCCUGUAUCCAUGAAAAACAUCACAGUCAACCAUCCCAGAAGAAAUGCACAAAACCUAAUUUUUCAAAGGCUUUCCUUAAGUAUACAGAGUAAAACUUUGAACAGAGUUAGGAGCAAUUAGCUCAAAACCACACGUGGGACAAGGAAACCCACCAGUGUCUCUUAAAGAGCACAGGAGGGAUCCCACUGGCUUCACCGAACCUCUUCUGCAUAAGUGCACUCUGAGCAUUUUAUAAAUUCUUGUUCUCUGCACUACAACAUAUGCAUGACUGAAAAAUAAGAUCAUGAUCUGUGCACAGCAUCAGACAUAGCGGGGAGGGAAAUGGAGAUAACAGAAGUAUUUUUGGGCCCCCUUGGCAAUUUUGCAAUACCAUAAAGCCAGUAAUUGUAAUGGAUAGGUACAUUUGCUGGUUAAUAGUUAACAAGCUAGAAUGCUUCUCUAAAUCACCAUCUAGAAAUGUUUUGAAAGUAAGGGAUUGGACAGUUUAUUCAAUAUAUUAAGCAGAAGAAAAAUCUGACCAAUAAGGCACAGUCUGGAAUACUUAAAAGUGAGGGACAUGCUAUAAGCAUGAAUAAAAGAGGCAGCUUGUCCUUCCCUAAAAACACAAGGUUGAGUUAAAUUAUCCUGAAUAAGGUAAAUUUGAUAAUUUUUGAAUAAUGAUAGAAUAUUAAAUGCAGAAUUAAUGGCAAGUAACAGUUGAGAGACUCCUGGAAAUACACUGUGAAAGAAAUCAAGUAUUAUUUUCAAGAACAACAGAAAGCUAGAAGAGUGGUACCUGCAGCCACAGAAGAUCAGAAGACUCAGUGACCUAAGUCUGUCUCAUUCCUGAAGAUGUCAAUGAAUAAUUCUCCAAAUGUAUUCUUGGAUCCAAAUGCAAAUCGGUUUCAAGUUAACAUAAUUAAUGAAAGCCAUGACAGCAAUGAAGCAUCCCAAGAGGACAUGGGCUCUGACCCACCACAUUAUGAAGAAACAUCUUUUACUGAGGAAGCACACAACAGACUGAGAAUCAGUUACAGACCAGGAAAAAGAGAAUUAUACGACAAUUUCCUUCAAAAUGGGGAGAAAACAGAAGCCAGUUUACAUCCCUGUGAUACUCACCAUAAAAUGUAUUAUCUACAAACUUUUGGCCAUAACACCAUGGAUCCAGUUCCUAAAAUUGAUUAUUAUCGAAACACUGGCAGCGUCAGUGGGAAUAAGCUCAACAGACCAAGCUUAUUAGAAAUUCAUGAACAACUGGCAAAGAACAUAGCUGUGAGCACUGGCUCAGUGGAGAGGGUGGCUAAUGGAGAAAGCACUGCUGGAGAUGAGGCAGCAGCCAGCAAGGAAGAAGAAAAGAAAACAGGAUUUGUCAAGUUUGGAUGGGUGAAGGGUGUGCUGGUAAGAUGCAUGCUCAAUAUCUGGGGUGUGAUGCUUUUUAUUCGACUUUCCUGGAUUGUAGGUCAAGCAGGAAUUGGUCUUGGAAUCAUAGUUAUUGCUCUGAGCGUAGUAGUAACAACUUUAACAGGUAUCUCCAUGUCUGCCAUUUGCACUAAUGGAGUAGUAAGAGGAGGUGGCGCAUAUUAUCUUAUCUCAAGAAGUCUAGGUCCAGAGUUUGGUGGAUCUAUAGGACUUAUCUUUGCUUUUGCAAACGCUGUGGCAGUUGCUAUGUAUGUAGUUGGAUUUGCUGAAACAGUCGUAGAGCUUCUUAAGGAGAGUGAUUCAAUAAUGGUAGAUGAAUCCAAUGAUAUCAGAAUAAUAGGUACCAUAACUGUUGUAUGUCUUCUUGGCAUCUCUGUUGCUGGCAUGGAAUGGGAAGCAAAGGCCCAAGUUAUUCUUCUAAUUGUUCUCCUUAUUGCCAUUGCAAACUUCUUUAUUGGGACAGUUAUUCCUACCAACAACGAAAAGAAGGCAAAAGGCUUUUUUGUAUUUGCAGCAUCAAUAUUUGCAGAAAACUUUGGACCAGAUUUCAGAAGUGGAGAAGGAUUUUUCUCAGUGUUUGCCAUCUUUUUCCCAGCUGCCACUGGCAUUCUCGCGGGAGCCAACAUCUCAGGAGAUCUGAAAGAUCCGCAGGGUGCGAUACCCAAAGGAACAAUGCUGGCCAUUCUGAUAACAACAGUUGCUUACAUCGGCGUUGCAGUAUGUGCAGCCUCCUGUGUUGUACGAGAUGCUACUGGGAACAUCAAUGAUACAGUCAUACCUGGGAUGAGCUGCAAUGGAUCAUCUGCCUGCAACCUAGGCUAUGAUUUUUCCAGAUGCAGAAGUCAGCCAUGUGAUUAUGGGCUGAUGAAUAAUUUUCAGGUGAUGAGUAUGGUGUCUGGCUUUGGUCCUCUCAUCACAGCUGGCAUCUUUUCUGCUACUCUGUCAUCAGCUCUGGCAUCUCUGGUCAGCGCACCCAAAGUUUUUCAGGCUCUUUGCAAGGACAAUGUCUACAAAGGACUCCACUUCUUUGCCAAAGGAUACGGAAAAAACAACGAGCCAAUCAGAGGAUAUGUACUCACUUUUGUGAUUGCUAUGGCGUUCAUUUUGAUUGCUCAACUGAACACCAUUGCUCCCAUCAUCUCCAAUUUCUUCCUGGCUUCAUACGCUUUGAUUAAUUUCUCCUGCUUUCAUGCCUCAUAUGCAAAAUCUCCAGGUUGGAGACCUGCAUUCAGGUAUUAUAACAUGUGGAUAUCCCUUUUUGGAGCCCUAUUGUGCUGUGGUGUUAUGUUUGUCAUCAACUGGUGGGCAGCUCUCAUUACUUACGUCAUUGAACUCUUUCUAUAUAUUUAUGUAACAUAUAAGAAACCAGAUGUAAACUGGGGCUCUUCUACACAGGCUCUUUGCUAUAUUAAGGCCUUAGACAGUGCGCUGGCAUUAGCUACAGUGGAAGAUCACGUGAAAAACUUCAGACCCCAGUGCAUAGCAUUAACAGGAGCUCCUAUGAUCAGGCCUGCUCUGCUCGACAUCACACACACUUUCACAAAGAACAAUGGUCUGUGCAUCUGUUGUGAAGUAUAUACGGGACCACGCAAGCUGUGUGUUAAGGAGAUGAACAGUGGCAUGGCAAAAAAGCAGGCCUGGCUUACAAAGAACAAAAGAAAAGCCUUUUAUGCAGCAGUGGCAGCUGACAGCUUCAGAGACGGAGUCAAAAGUCUCCUUCAAGCCUCAGGAUUGGGUAGAAUGAAACCAAAUACCUUGGUGAUUGGAUUUAAGAAGGACUGGAGAAAUGCUGCUGUCACACAAGUUGAAAACUAUGUGGGUGUUAUACAUGAUGCCUUUGAUUUUGAACUUGGCACGAUUAUUGUCAGAAUUAGCCAAGGAUUUGAUAUAUCUCAGGUCCUCCAAGUUCAAGAGGAAUUAGAGAAGCUGGAGCAGGAGAGAUUGGUACUGGAAGCUACAAUUAAAGAAAAUGAAUUUGAAGAAGAAAAAAGUAGCAUCUGUGGAUUCUUCAGAAAAGCCAGAAAGCUCAAUAUCACAAAACAUGAAACAAAAAAUGAAAGCACCAUUAACACAGUACAGUCAAUGCAUGUGGGAGAAUUCAAUCAGAAGCUUCUAGAAGCCAGCACUCAGUUUAAAAAGAAACAAGGAAAAGGCACAAUUGACAUUUGGUGGCUGUUCGAUGACGGAGGUCUAACAAUCCUAAUUCCUUACAUUCUAACUAUCAGGAAGAAGUGGAAAAAUUGCAAAUUAAGGAUCUUCACUGGAGGAAAAGUCAAUAGGAUUGAAGAAGAAAAACUAGUGAUGGCUUCACUUCUAAGCAAAUUUAGAAUAAAAUUUGCUGACAUUAAUAUCAUUUGUGACAUCAAUAUGAAACCCAACAAAGAGAGUUGGAAAUUCUUUGAAGAGAUGAUUGAACCAUAUCGUCUCCGUGAAAGCUGCAAAGAUAUAACAACUGCUGAGAAAUUAAAGCGAGAGACUCCAUGGAAAAUUACAGAUGCAGAGCUGGAAGCAUUCAAAGAAAAGAGUUAUCGUCAAGUUCGUUUGAAUGAACUCUUACAAGAGCACUCGAGGGCAGCUAACCUCAUUGUCCUGAGUCUGCCAGUGGCAAGAAAAGGAGUAGUGUCCGAUUACCUGUAUAUGGCUUGGCUAGAAAUUCUCUCAAAGAACCUUCCUCCAGUCUUAAUGGUCAGGGGCAACCACAAGAAUGUACUGACUUUCUAUUCUUAAAUCUAUAAAUCAAUACUUCUUCCAAAUUGCACAGUCAUAGUUGCUAGCAAAAACAAAGGAGAAUGAAAAUCAAAUGCACCAACUUGGAGGAGAGGAAAAAACUAUGGCAUCCAUUAGGUCAGAGCCAUAAAAUGAUAUAAAGCAAGCAGAAUACCCACAAUGCUAUUUAAUCAUAAUAUUGCCAAAUUAAAACCUAUGCCUAGAGCAGAUGCCUUUACCUAAAUUGUAAUGCUAAUUUAAUGCAAUGUUAAUUCAAAUGCUUCUAAUUAACUUGCAAACAAAAAAAGUUGCAUAGAUAACGAGAUGGAUUCUAUAUGACAAGAGCCGAUAAUGAAUUUUCAAGCUCUGACAUGGACUGGAAUGUAUGAUUGCAGUAACUAAAGGUGGUAUGUAAAUUUCAAAAGGAAAUUAGUGAGCUACUAAAUAUUCAGACAAUUUUUGCUAUGAAUGUUACAAGUUAAGAAAAUCUGAGAUUAUACUUUGGGAUAAUAUAUACAGUGAUUCAUGCAAGUGAUUAGAGAACAAAAUAAAUUU